AUGGGCAAGAAGGCUCCAAAGAUUGCGCCACGGACCACAGCGCUCGCCGUCUCGGUCGAGGCGGUCGCGACAACUCUCACCGCCUUCUCGCCAUCAGCAACCCACUACGCGCACCUGUCGGCCGCGCCAGACGCCCAUACGCUUCGAGUGUUCGAGACUGCGACCGGAAGGUGCGUCUCGCGCUGGGCUUCGAACGCGGCGGGCCAGGACGAGGGGGAUGAGCCUCGCGUCAAGAGCAUCGAGUGGUGCUGGGUGCCGUCUGCGAGCGCGGGCGAGGCGGAUCAGCAGGGCGAGGGCAAGCGCGGAAAGAAGCGGAGGAAGAGCGACGGUGGAGGAGCGGUCGACUCGCCUGCGAAACCCUCUCUCGCUUCCCUCAAGCCGCAACCUCCUCAACUUAAUCUCGCCCUCGGCCUCGAGAGCGGGUCUAUCCUUCUCUGGCACCCCAGCGGCACCGCAUCUCGCAUCAUCUCCCACCCGACAAGCACCUCGCCCAUCACCGCCCUCGCAACUCCCGUUUCUUCGUCGGUUCAGGAAGACGGACAGCUUUGGUCGGCACACCAGGACGGCUCUGUUCGCGUGUGGGACCUCGAAAGCGGGAACGUCGUUGGAAAGGUCAGCGGCUUGACGGAGGAGCCUCGGUGGGACGACCUCGUUGUGCGGUACGAGCCGUCGACAGAGGGAUCGAAGCGGACAGUUCACCUCGUCCUCUCGCACCUCUCGUUGCGGGUGUACUCGCUCCAGCUCGGUGCGGCGUCGCGGAAGGAGGGCAAGGUUCGGGAUCUGAAGGCGACGGAGCUGGGUCGUUGCACGGGUCAUGUCGAGCCGUGCUCGGUUCGAUGGACCGGUCUCUCUUCGACUCCCGCCUCCCCUACCGACUUUGGCUCCGACGCACCCGCCGACAAGCUCACGUUCCUCUCGUAUUCGCCGACCGACCGCUUCGUCCAAGUCUGGCAGAUCGCGACUACUUCUCCUUCUCCCAACCCUCACAUCGGCCUCCUCCUCGCCCGCCUCGCUCUCGACAGCGGUGUCGCCUCUGCAUCCGUCUCCUCUCUCCUUCCGUCCACUUCCACUCAGACUCUCGCCGCCAUCGACUCCGCAACCGGCAAUGUCUCGCUCACCUCCCUCCCUCUCUCCUUCACCUCGCACGCCGAGUCCUCGACACCCUCGAAGAAGGGCAAGAAGCACGGUCUUGGCGUCGUUGCGCUCGACGUCUCGUGCGAGAUCACUGCGCCUGCGGCAGGCGGCAAGAACGAGGCCAAUGUCGUGGAGGUUGCGUUCAGGGAAGGCGAGGAGGGAAGGGCGUUGCUGUGUCGCGGCGGUGUCAAGCCCGUUUUCGAGUCGGUGGCUGUCAAGGAGGAGGGCGCGUGGCUCAAGAAGGUCGAGCUCGCACGGAGCGCUUCCGGUCUGCUGGUCGGUAACGGUGUCGCAGAUUCUGCUGGGGCGCCUCAACCGACUCGCUACUCGGAUCAAGCCUCUGCGUCCGUCGCAGCUGCCACCUCAGCUCCGGACGCCGCCGCCGGCUCGGACGAUGAGGAGGUGAUCGGCAACUCGGGCGAGCUCGACGUCGACAUGGCUGAGCCGACUUUGGCCGACCGGCUCAAGGCGCUCAACGUCUCGCAGAAGAAGGAGCGCAAGGUUGCUGCGCGGAAACGGCGCGCGGCGCAGGAAGGUGCAGACGACGAUGUCGAGGCCGCUUCCGAGUCGGACGACGAGGACUUCGACGAGGAGGAGCUCGAGGACGAGGACGAGGACAGCGCGGGCCCAGCCGUCCCCGCUACUACUCUCACGACCACGCUCGUCCAGGCUCUUCACUCGCAAGACGGGCCUCUGCUUGAGUCGUGCCUCGCCCACUCGAACGUCAACCUCGUCCGGUCGACCAUCAAGCGCCUCCCGUCCGGCGGGCUGGUUCUCUCGCUCCUUGAAGCGAUCGUCGAGCGUCUCGGCAAGCAGAAGAAGGGUCGCGAGGGGAUGGCGUCCGUCAAGCGCGCCCGCGCACUCGUUGCAUGGCUCAAGGAGACUCUCGUCGUGCACGUCGGAUUCCUCGUCACGAUCCCCUCGCUCGUCAACCGACUCGCGGCCCUCCAUGCCUCUCUGACGCAGCGCCUAGCGCUUCAGCCGACGCUCUUGUCCCUCCAUGGCAGGCUCGAGCUCGUCAUGAGCCAGAUCGACCUCCGGCAGGACCGGGCUCGCGCGGCGUCGCAGCGUCAGCUGGCGGCUGCUUCGGCCAAGCCUCGGCAGGGCAGGCGGUAUGUCGAGGGCGAGAGUACGGACGAGGAGGGAGGCGAGGAGGGCGACAGCGAUAUUGAGGAUGUCGUGCUUGGAGCGGCGGGCGAUGAGGAGGGCGACGAGACGGACGAGGACGAGGACGACGAGGGCGAGUCGGGCGAGUUUGACGAGGAUGACGACGAUGUCGACAGCGACCUGGAGGACGAGGAGGACGGCGCCGACAGCCGGAGGUUGAGGAGCAAGCGCAACGGUGUCGAGUCGCUGCUCGACCUUGAGGCGGAAGACGACGAGGACUUUGACGAGGAUGCCGAGUCGCUCGAGGGAGAGGAGGGUGACGAAGACCUGAGCGACGACCCCGAGGCGGGCGAGGACGAGGAGUUCGAGGAGUAA
Molecule: messenger RNA, 2616 nt
Organism: Rhodotorula toruloides NP11
Lineage: Eukaryota; Fungi; Basidiomycota; Microbotryomycetes; Sporidiobolales; Sporidiobolaceae
Product: U3 small nucleolar RNA-associated protein 5
Exons: 4
Coding region: 1-2616 (871 amino acids)
Biological process (GO): maturation of SSU-rRNA from tricistronic rRNA transcript (SSU-rRNA, 5.8S rRNA, LSU-rRNA)
Cellular component (GO): nucleolus
Molecular function (GO): protein binding
Source: RefSeq, a predicted model, not a curated record